This is a messenger RNA of Aphanomyces astaci, 2199 nucleotides long. RefSeq lists its product as hypothetical. The coding region runs from base 1 to 2199 and encodes 732 amino acids. The record is from RefSeq and is a predicted model, not a curated record. Lineage: Eukaryota; Oomycota; Saprolegniomycetes; Saprolegniales; Verrucalvaceae. The transcript has 6 exons.
AUGGCCUCGCUUUUGCCGGACCUCGGCAAGCACCAGACAACACCUCUGACACUAUCGAACACCCAGACCAUGCCAACCCCUAUGGCCACCCCGAAACCCCGAAACACCGUCAUCGUUCACCGCAACGGCGUCCCCACUGCCAUCCAGGCAACCAUUCCUGCCAUCCCAACCCUUGGGAAAUGCCACUCACACCCAACCUCUCCUGCGGCCACCGGCUCGUCCUCCAAGCAAGCCAGUUCCCCCGCAGACUACGCACCGCCACAUGAGUACACCCCAUCCACACGCCCUGCUCCGUCUGCUGUACAGCCCACGACCGCUCCUGCAUCAGCUCCUGAACCCGCAUGUCCCACACCAGCGGCACCACCACCAAACAUGACGCCCCCCCACGUCACGCUCUGGACCAACACAUACCUUUCCCACGCUCACUACCCCAGCUCCAGUCACGACACACCACCCUGCUCCUUAGUCCCCACCCAUCGGGAUAUCCCACUCCACAACCCCGUCCCAUCACCGUCAUCUCCCCCCGUUGGCCAAAGCCGGACCACGCCAACUGAUACACACAUACUGGGCACACACCGCCCGACAUCCUCAAAAAUGCAGCAUCCCGAAUCCAACCCCACCGAGCAGGGAGUAGCCGACCAUACUAUCGAUGACGACGACCAGGAGGAGUAUGACGCCAACACAGCCCUCCAGUUUCCGGGCAUCCGAAACCUACAUGACGAAGGACAGCCAAACCUGUACCGCACCAUGCAACGUUACUGGGAGCGGGAGGCGCACCUCUUCCAAUGCUUCACCGCGGACGACAUAGCCGAUGUGGAGCGACAAUUCGCAGAUGCCAAAGUCCGUAUCCAGUUCUCCAUCAACCCGUCCCUCCAGCAUCCGGACGACCAACUCAGCAUCCUGAACUACCGACGCGAGAUCGAGGAUAUCUGUCAGGAACACUUCGGCCUUACCUUUCGAGGGGACCUCCUCGAACAUGGCCAGCAGCACCUCGGAGACCCCCUCCAACGCACCAUCCAGGUCAUGAUCUUCCAAUAUGCUGGUGUGCUCGACAACGGCCUCUCUUUCCACCAGCUUGAAUACCGCAACCCAUCCAAAAUCUCCCCUGGUGACCUCAUGGUCGCCCUCCGCGCCCUUGGGGCAACUGACGCCAUUGUCCAAAGCUACUCGGAUGUCCGGAACACAUGUCCCUCGCGACCACUGGGCGCCAUUGGCUGCAUUAACUGGCUAUCGGAAGGCCAAUACCGCUUCCGCCUCGUCUUUCUCAGCCAGAGCAUGGCAGAAACUAUAUACGCCAACUUCCGCGGGCACACGGCCGGUCCCAACCGACUGGAUCUAGCCACCAGUGCCGCCACACUUGUGGAUACCAAAUUCCGCAUUGCCCGCCUUCCCACCCCAGACGUCGAUAUCACAGGAGACGGCUAUGCCACCCUCACGUUUGACACUCCAGCACCCGUCGCCUUUCUCUGGUCCACCUCUGGCCCCCAUGGCGAGACCCGACUAUAUAUCCGUGACAUUGCAGUCCACCUACACAUCCUCACCGGGCGCCCCGCCUGGUCAACCCUGCGACCGCUUCACCUAUCCACCCCUCGCAGGUACCUACGCAGCCCCGACACGCGCACGCGCAGUACAAGUCGCCACCGCCACGCAGGACGACACACACGCUCCGUCCCCCUACACUCCGCCACGGAAGGCCCCCAACACCAAUCCCAGGCCUGGCAACUCCCACUUCAGCGCCACCCGCACCAGGCCCCCGGACACACCACAUACCUCAAUCUAUACCUCCGGCGUGAGCUCUCCACGUACGUGAACCAACGCAUCCUAUCGGCCACGACCCCACUUCGACAGGAGGUCGAGUCCCUCCGCGCUGACAAAGAAGCCCUGGCUGCACUUGUCUCUGCCUCCAGCGCUGCCUUCACCACUCGAGAAGCGCGCCUCCACGAGGAACGCCGCCUACGUGAAGCCGCGGAACUUCUCCAGGCCGAGGAAAACCGCUUACGUGCAGUGGCACACAUUCGCCUGAACACCGCGGUCACACAAUACGAGUCCCAACAGGCUGCCUUAGCUGCACGCCUCCCAUACCUCGAAUCUAACAUCCACACACUACUACAGGCAAUGCAGUCCGUAUCCUCCGAAAUGUCUGCCUUGGCAGGGCUCGGACCCCUACCCGCCACCCUCCCACCCAACGUGCCUGGUUAA